GAGUCUCGAGGGAGUGGAGGGACUACAGUUCGCAGAUAGUGCUGACUGACGCAAGCUAUGACAAGCAAACAAGCUAUUGACGUUUUGCGCAUGCUCAUAUACGGCGCGACAAGGAAAAGGUGCUAAAGACAAAGGACUAAACAACCCCAGGAAAAGAGGCGAAACAUUUAAUUUAACCAGGAUUAUGACAACCAUACUACAGUAUCGCAUGAAUCGGAAGCUGUUUUCUUAAGAAGUCGUCUGUCUGUCUACAUGUCACAGAGCCUCCUGUAUCAGGUCCCUCAUCUUUUCCACUGGAGCAAACUCUGUGGUGGAGCCGUGGUCCUCUGGGCUCUCUAGAAAUGGAAUUAACUCCUAUGCUCUCAUGACACUUGAGGUGCUCAUAAAAAAGUUACGAUGACACACAUCAGAAUGGAGGAAGUUGAAAAAAGAGACUCAUACUCUUGCUUCUCUUGCUAAUUUUUCCUUAGAUGAUCCUUGUGGUUCAUUCUAAUUUUAUACUGAAGCAACUGGAAUAUCAAUGUCUACACACCCAACUUUUUGUUCACAUUCAAUUUGGGCCUCCUCACUCAACUUGAACACUGUUUGCCAGCAGUUCUUUUCUUUUCUUCCAAUCGUCCCUUUUGAAACAGCAGGUGUAGUUGAAGUGACCUGGCCCCCCUCAGUGUCAUCCAGUAGACCCACCUCCCCCUUCCCUUGUCACACACUCGCCCCUACAGCAACUGAAAGGUUGCCAUUAUGAUGCUAGUCGUGUCAGCGUAGCAACAGGGUGAUGGGGAGUGCUCCAUGUUCUGGGAAGGGGAGGGCAAGAGGGGGGCUACAGGACCUGGGCUGUAUGCCAUGGAAGCUGAGCAAGCAGAAAGGGGUGGGGGUGGUGGUGCGGGGAGGGAUGGGGGGGGAGAGGUCAGACCUGGGAGAGCAUGCUCUCUCCACCCCUCCGGCCACGCCUCCACCGCCCAUCUACCACGAGAAGCAGCGGCGGGAGCUGUGUGCUCUGCACGCGCUCAAUAACGUCUUCCAGGAUGGGGCAGCUUUCAGCAGGGAUACUCUCCAGGACAUCUACCAGAGACUCUCUCCCGGCACUCUGGUAACCCCCCAAAAGAAGAGCAUGCUUGGAAAUGGGAACUAUGACGUGAAUGUCAUUAUGGCCGCUCUUCAGACCCGAGGAUAUGAGGCUGUCUGGUGGGAUAAAAGAAGGGAUGUGGGCAGUAUUGCGCUAUCCAACGUAACGGGCUUCAUCUUGAACGUCCCGUCCAAUCUGCGCUGGGGUCCGCUGCGCCUGCCACUCAAACGCCAGCACUGGAUAGGGGUGCGGGAGGUGGGUGGAGUCUAUUACAACCUCGACUCCAAACUACGUAGCCCACAUACCAUCGGAAACCCUGAUGAGCUCAGGAAGUUCCUGCGUUACCAGCUUAGAGGGAAAAAUGGUGAGCUCCUAUUGGUGGUGUCUGAGGAGGUGGAGGUCCACCAAACAUGGAGGUCAGAUGGCUGUUGAUUGAAUGUGCCCGGCAACCUUUUCUCUACCGGAUUAGACUUUUCCCAGUUGUUGCUCAGGAUAACAUGGUCCAAUCAGGGGACAGAUUGAAGAGCAGGUGGGGUUGUGUUCAGCCAAUCACACAGAUGCACACCGACCAGACAUACUUUUUUUUCUCACACACUCAUUGCUGGACUCUGGCUGAUGAGACCUGAAGCGAUGAAGGAAACCGAUGAAUACAGGGAGGUAAUGAAGAAAUCACACUACACAACGUUAUGUUUGGUGUUUGGGAUUCUGUGUUUUUAUAUAUAUAUUGAUGACUAUUUUUUUUUUGUACGUUUCCAGUUUCCAAGCCAUUCAUCUGUUACUCUUGCACUUGCUAGCUCUCUCUCGCUCUCUGUGUCCUCGCUCGCUCUCUCUGUGUCCUCGCUCGCUCUCUCUGUGUCCUCGCUCUCUCUCUCUGUGUCCUCGCUCUCUCUCUCUGUGUCCUCGCUCUCUCUGUCUCUCUUUGUCUCUCUCUCUGUCUCUCUGUCGUUCUCUGCUCUACUGUGACAGUGUACAUCUCUUCUUUACCUGUCUGUCUUCCUCUGAUCAUGUCACUGCUCACAAUUAAAUUUUUUUCACCCGGACAACAUUAAAUCCUGCCAAAAAAAUAAAUAAAGUUUGUACAAACACAGAGCUAAUGAUGACAGCAACCAAUGGAAUGCCAAGCACUCCAUGGUGUGUCUAUUGUGUACAUAGACUGUAAUAUAGUUGGUGAGAAGCACGUUUUCUCAAUAGCACAGGAGGACCUGUGUAUGUAGCUGUUUGUUAGUUGGAAACUCUGCUAGUUCAUGUCUUCAAAUUAGAAAUCCUCUUGGCUGAAGCCAUGUUAGACCCAGGUAUUGACACAUGGCUAUAUAAAUAAAGGUUCAAUGAAAAUGUAUUAAUGAAUUAAUUGACAAAUGGCUAUAUAUUGUAUCAUGGUAGAGCCAGGAUUUGUUCUUGACCAUGCGGCCUGACCAGGAAAAGCCACACACCUGUUUUUUUGGCUAAUCAGGGCCCAGAGUUUUUUCUGGUUAGAUCAUGUGGUCAAGAAAAACUCAUGACCUGCAAAAAUCCACCAGCCAAAUAUACAGAGUUGUGGAAUUGGUACAAAUGCUAAUUAAGGUUUCCAGUUAUUCGCUGGAAAUGCACUGAUGUUAGAUUUGGAUCUAUCUGAAGAUACCUUGGCUGUAAUGUCCACAAUGGUAAAGUCCACAAUGGUAAUGUCCACAAAAAGUAAAGUGGAGUCAGGGGAAAAGGUUGACAGUUGAGGGAGUAAUGGAGAGAGAAAGUAUGUCCGAUAGAUGUGUAGAAGAAAAAGGGAAAGUUUGAGAGUCCAAGACCUGUUAGUUUAGAAAUUGAGAAUUUUUGACAGCUGUUUGAGAGAUUUGGUUGAUAGAUCUUUAUCAUCAUCACAACAACAUAUUGUGAAUUAUUUAAGACUUGAUAAGGCCUUAACUUGUUUACAGAGGAUGCAGACAUUAUUGUCUACCAAAAGAGGGGUUGUUAAAUUUUGCACCUGGUGGGCUCAAUCCUAAAAGCUUUCCUAUUCAUCUGAGCAUCCAAUCACAUGAUUCAUUCAACUGAUAAUUUAAUCAUUUGCAACAGUCACACAUCAUGAGACAAAACAAUGAGGUUGCUGGUCUGGGGAUGCCCCUAGGGGACUUCAGGUUGGGCAACCAAACUCACCGGUAGAAAAUCCCUUUCAAACCAGUAAGUAGUGACAUAGUGGAUUUAGCGUUUUGCCAUGACAAUCCCACCCACCUCCCUUCUGUUAAAGGGUCCUGGUUGUGUUACUGUUUUCAGUUUUUUUUUCUCACAAAAAUAAAAUGCUUGUAAUGGCACUUUAUAUGUACACCUGA
Molecule: messenger RNA, 3360 nt
Organism: Oncorhynchus kisutch (coho salmon)
Lineage: Eukaryota; Metazoa; Chordata; Actinopteri; Salmoniformes; Salmonidae
Gene: josd1
Product: Josephin domain containing 1
Exons: 5
Coding region: 773-1495 (240 amino acids)
Biological process (GO): protein deubiquitination
Molecular function (GO): cysteine-type deubiquitinase activity
Source: RefSeq, a predicted model, not a curated record